AUGGAACAAAUUGUCCAUUUCAAUGCUUACUUCAAACAAAAACUUGAUGCCACUGGAAAGCUUGGUUUCUCACCACAAGUGAAAAUGACAGCUACCAUGCGUAUGCUUGCAUAUGGUACGGCAGCUGACUUCAAUGAUGAUUACCUUAAGAUAGCAGAGACCACAUCCUUUGAAGCAUGCAAGAGAUUCUGUCAUGCAGUCAACAACUUAUACGAAACUGAAUAUCUUCAUAAACCAAAGAGGGCGGACCUACAAAAAUUGAUCCAAAAAGCUGAGGAACGGGGGUUUCCUGACAUGCUAGGAAGCCUUGACUGCAUGCAUUGGGAGUGGAAAAACUGCCUAAUGUCACACCAUGGGGCAUACACGGGCCACCAUGGUCGUCCAACCAUAAUCCUUGAAGCGGUUGCUUCUUACGACACAUGGAUUUGGCACGCCAACUUCAGAAUGCCGGGAGGACGACAACAUCAAUUAUUCUUUAGGAUGAAAGAGGCGUAUCAUAAGGAUGCGGAGAAAGCUUUUGGAAAUUUUCAAGCUCAUUUUGCAGAUGUCCCGAGGCCUGCCCGCCAAUGGUACGGAGAAGACAUUUUGGAGGUACUAAAAACUUGCAUAAUUCUUCAUAAUAUGAUUAUUGAAGAUGAGCGUGACCAAGACGGCAUAACUCCUGCUAAGGACACACCAUAUCAUGUGGAAGAGGCUCUGGUACCGCAUGAACGUGGAUCACGCAAUAUACAAUUAGAAUCUAUUAAUUAA
Molecule: messenger RNA, 750 nt
Organism: Prunus armeniaca (apricot)
Lineage: Eukaryota; Viridiplantae; Streptophyta; Magnoliopsida; Rosales; Rosaceae
Source: the annotation of a GenBank genome assembly